AAAAAGGCUUCUCAACAGUUUUUACCCCCCCAAGCCAUAAGACUCCUGAACAGGCCAUACCAGUCAACACUACCUCAUAAGACUGCCUGCUGCACUUGUUCGAGAGAUGUCCAGUUUGCAGCCGGACAUGGGGGGCCCUCAUCAGCAUAAUUCAGACAUGCCCCUCGCUUAUCUUUGAAGAGGUGUCAGGAGCUAAUCUACGCUGCCAUGUCUAUCAAUGGGGCUCUGGCAAUGACCUUACCUCUGGCCUGCCCACCAAUGGUCAUCGAUGGGGAGAACAGAAUUAGAAACAUGUAUGGAGCCAGCACAUGGAGACUUGCAAAAUGAUGUGAUGAAGUCCAGACCGACAGACGCACUUGAUACUGAUGUCUCUGAAUGUAGAGACCUGGAACUCAUCAUAAAAUGUUUACUAGACACAACUUCUACUUGUAUUGUCUUUUCUAUUAUUGAAUGGAAUGGUAACCAGGAUCAGGGAACUCCUGUUGUAUACAGGACACCAAACAGGGAGGUAUGACCACUGACAUGUUUACCAAGGUGGCCCCAUUACCACAAGAGAAAAUGCCGAUAGGCACAGUGUGUAUCGUCUGGGAACGACAAUGAAAGGUGCACAUUGUUAUAUUAGCAGAACACUGAUUCUAUGGUAUUGUGUAAAGGGUUGUUUAUUAGUACAUUUGAAAGAUAUCAAAACACUUUGUUUAUAACAUCUACAUAAAUUCAAAAAUUGCAUUCUCAUAUUAUUCUGUAGGCUGACCUAUUCAAAGCUUCCUCAAGCAUCUCACCAUACAGUUGUAGUUGAGCCUGUAGUUGAGUUCAACCUGCAGGAUGUUUGUUUGUGAUUAGUGGGGAGAAACAGCUGCUGGCAAGGUUCUGACAGAUGGGUGUGUCUUGGUGGUGGCAAGGAGGAACACUCACAUCAAACCACACCCCCAAGCCAACUCGCGUUCGGCUUCUGUCAUGGCUGCCAGCAUUUCAUAAGGAGCAAGCCAAAAAACGAGGCCAAAUCAGCAGGUGUAAUUCCCUUUUAAGGUUGUAACACAUUGGACAGGAGAAACAGUUAAAUGGUAAAAUAGCGCUUUGGAGUUUGUGACAACAGAUAUAACAUUUGUUUAUUGUUUUCAAUAUCUAACAUGACUUUUCAUUUUCAGUGCACUUUAACACGUGAAUAUCCAGAGUAUGUUAAAAUGAUUGAAGUUGGACCAAGAGACGGACUUCAAAAUGAAAAGGAAAUGGUUCCGACAAGAGUCAAAAUCCAGCUGAUAAACAUGCUCUCGGAAACAGGCCUGCCUGUGAUCGAGGCCACCAGCUUUGUGUCUUUAAAGUGGGUACCACAGAUGGCGGACCACACUGAAGUGCUUCAAGCCAUCCACAGAUCUUCUCAUGCUCGUUAUCCUGUACUGACACCCAACAUGCACGGCUUUCAGGAUGCUGUUGCAGCGGGUGCUACUGAAGUGGCCGUGUUUGGGUCUGCCUCUGAGACCUUCAGUCAGAAAAAUAUCUAUUGCUCUAUUGAUGCCAGCAUGCUGAGGUUCGAGGAAGUCAUUUGCACUGCUAAACAACAACAGAUUCCAGUCCGUGGAUAUGUUUCUUGUGCACUAGGAUGUCCAUAUGAGGGACCCAUUGAACCCACUAAAGUUGCAGAGGUGGUAAAGCGGUUGUAUGAACUGGGCUGCUAUGAGGUGUCUCUGGGGGAUACUAUCGGCGUGGGCACCCCAGGCUCCAUGGCCAAGAUGCUGCACUACGUCAUGGAAGAGGUACCCAGCAGCGCUCUGGCCGUUCACUGCCACGACACCUACGGCCAGGCUCUGGCCAACAUCCUAACUGCACUGCAGAUGGGGAUUUGUGCGGUGGACUCAUCUGUAGCAGGUCUGGGCGGGUGCCCAUAUGCCCAGGGAUCCUCUGGUAACGUGUCAACAGAAGAUGUUCUCUAUAUGCUCCAUGGCAUGGGCAUUAAAACUGGAGUCGAUCUCUCCAAGGUAAUAGAGGCAGGUGAUUUCAUCUGCAAAGCCUUAAAUCGCAAGACCAACUCCAAGGUAGCCCAAGCAAGAAGCAAGUCCUCGUGAUUAAUCUAUGCAUUGAUACAAGAAGAAGAUAAAGACCUUUCCCUUUAGCACAGUGUUUUGUCGUGUUGAUGCUGCAUAUAGAUAGCCCAUGAUUCUAUACAAAGUGCAAUAUACAUACUUUUUUUAAACCACAAUUGAUGGCCAUUUAGCAGAGGCACUUUAUUAAAACGUUGUUGGACAAGGCCUACUUAAAUUCAAGAAAUAACAGAACUUUUUUAACCAAAAAACCUCUUCCAGUUAUCACGUAUAGUCUGUCUGGUAGGAGGUGAAAGAUAGAGAUGACUCCUCACUAAAUUGUGAAAGUUAUUCAUGGUGUUUCUGUGGGGGUCUCUUCCCAUUCAAUUCCAGCUCAGCAGGAGAGUCCUGCUGGGUUUUAAACCAGUGAGUGUCGAUCAUUGUCUCCCUCAAAAUGUAUUUUUCUCCCUCAAAAUGUAUUUUCAAGUCCUUUGCUCUAUUAACAUGGAAGUCUGUCUGUCUCCACAUGUAAAAUAUUGAUUUGUUUUUUCUCUCUUCAAAGCAAAUGUUAUUUGUCAGGUGCCAAAUACAAACGAUAUAGACUUUACAGUGAAAUGCUUGCUUACGAGCCCUUCACAACGAUGCAGAGUAAAACAAAUAAUAGCAACACAAUUCAUCCUCACCAGUGCAUGACCCCAUUCAAAACCAUAUAGAUGGUUGCGACUAUUCAUUUUAUUCUGUAGAGUUAAAAGCACAGUAGGGGGCAGCUUUAUGUUGACCUAUUGUAUGUGCAAUAGUCAGAGGGGCCAAAUGUAUUUUACCUGGAGAAGCCUCUUAACCGUUUAGUUUAGUUGAAGUAGGCGUUCUGAACAUACAUCUCUAAGAACACCGAACAAUAUCAUGAACUUUGUUGUCUAACCUCCCUUCCACUAGACUGUACUCCUUUUUAAACGCCUUACCAAAGGUCAAUAUACACAAGUAAAUGAUUGUAUUAAUUUGCAUUUCAAUAGUAAUGAAUGCAGUUCAAUGUGAAGCGUUAUGUGACGACGUUCCAUAAGAAAUACAUUCAAUGUCUGUAGUGACGUUAUUCUAUGGGUUCAUCUUGCAAUAGGAAGCGACAUUUAUAUCAUACAUUAAAUAAAUAGUUAUUUAAAGAAG
Oncorhynchus tshawytscha (Chinook salmon) is the source of this 3173-nucleotide messenger RNA. Its product is annotated as 3-hydroxy-3-methylglutaryl-CoA lyase, cytoplasmic-like. Gene Ontology annotation, molecular function: hydroxymethylglutaryl-CoA lyase activity. The record is from RefSeq and is a predicted model, not a curated record. Bases 1128 to 2060 code for a protein of 310 amino acids. Gene Ontology annotation, biological process: ketone body biosynthetic process; L-leucine catabolic process. Lineage: Eukaryota; Metazoa; Chordata; Actinopteri; Salmoniformes; Salmonidae. The transcript is spliced from 11 exons.